Molecule: messenger RNA, 1350 nt
Organism: Magallana angulata
Lineage: Eukaryota; Metazoa; Mollusca; Bivalvia; Ostreida; Ostreidae
Product: paired box protein Pax-8-like
Exons: 1
Coding region: 1-1314 (437 amino acids)
Biological process (GO): anatomical structure development; regulation of transcription by RNA polymerase II
Molecular function (GO): RNA polymerase II cis-regulatory region sequence-specific DNA binding; DNA-binding transcription factor activity, RNA polymerase II-specific
Source: RefSeq, a predicted model, not a curated record
AUGGGCGGUUCUUAUGUCAAUGGCAAAGCUCUCCCAGAAUCCGUGCGAAGACAGAUUGUAGAGAUGUCCCUUAACAAUAUAAGGGCUUGCGACAUUGCAAAACAAUUGAAAGUCUCCCAUGGCUGUGUUAGUAAACUGUUAAAGAAAUAUCGAAAUACUGGAUCCUUCAAGGCAGGAUCUACUGGCGGAUCCAAACCCAAGGUAGCAAUACCAGAGGUGGUGGAUAUAAUCAUGAACUACAAGGACGAAAAUCCGACAAUGUUUGCUUGGGAGAUAAGAGACAGGUUAAUCAAAGAGAGAAGAUGUACAAAAUUGAACGUCCCGAGCAUUAGCUCCAUCAACAGAAUCUUGCGUAGCAAUCCAACCGAGAAAUCCAGACGAUCGUCAUUGGGCUCAAGUUGCUCUCCGUCAUCAUCUGAGAGUUCCAUCAGUCCACCAAUCGCCACAAAGCGCUCUCCUGUUGGAUACAGCAUCAAUGAUAUCCUUGGCCAUCAAAACGCAUCUGUCAGUUUCGAAUUCACCCCAACUCCCAUAAUGCCUCAAUCUGGAAAACGGAAGUUUAGUGAAAUCGACGAUGGAGAUUUACUGGCAGUUGCUGCUAAAUCUGCUCGCUUGAUAGAAGAGGAGGCUGCAAUAAAACAUAACGCACCAGCAGACAUCUCCCUGACCGCAGUCCCCACUCCUACAUCUACCGAUCUCUGCAAGGAUCUGGGAUCCCUCCUAGACAUGCUUCCAUGGGUGCCUUCACAAGUCUCAUCAUCCAAAAAUAAUAACACAAGCUUCGACGACUCCUUUACCUCCCUUGUUGGCCAAAACAAAGCCGCAUACGAGAGGGAAUUCCAUGAGAGUCAAGCGACAUCCACCGAGAGAAUCCGUCAACAAUACGACGCAGCCAGGCCACACCAACCCGGAGCAGAAACGACAAAGUUCAAUGCACCAAAGAUCGAAAUGCCCUGCUCUUCUCUGCCAUCUGUUCAGCAUCAAGAAAGUUUCUACCCUCAAUACAAGCCACACCCUACUGUUUCCAGACCCGUGCCGACAGUCGUGUCCUCUACUGGGUCAAUCUCAAGCAUCCCCAAUGUGUCCUCAUCUUUUUACAAUGUGCCAUCCUGCUCCCAGACACAGAAUACAGGAUUGCCUGCCUACAGUUACCCAGGAUACGCCCCGACAGCCUUUUCACGCAUGGCGCAGCAGAAAAAUCUGUAUCCUGUCCCUACCAUCUCGUCGGAAGCACCAACUUCCGCUUUCCAUGCUCCUAUCUCGCCCUACUGCGGAUACAGCACAGCACCAAUUCCUUAUUACUAUCAGCAAUAAGCGGAUAUAAGAAUAGACUGAUGUGCUGUAAAUAUG